This is a messenger RNA of Solanum tuberosum (potato), 1730 nucleotides long. Its product is annotated as polyvinylalcohol dehydrogenase-like. The record is from RefSeq and is a predicted model, not a curated record. NCBI's taxonomy places the organism in Eukaryota, Viridiplantae, Streptophyta, Magnoliopsida, Solanales, Solanaceae. The transcript has 4 exons. Bases 24 to 1649 code for a protein of 541 amino acids.
UAUUCCAUCAAUGUUCCAACAAUAUGUUUCUAUUUAUAUUAUGGAUUUUCUCCAUGCUUUCAAUUAGUGCCAAUUCUCAUCAAAAUUGGCAUAACAAGAAGCAUCACACAUUAGGAAAUUGGAUAAACCAUGGUGGUGAUUUGUACAAUCAAAGAUAUGCUUAUGGAGAAAAGAAAAUUAGCCCUAUGAGUGCUUCAAAGUUGAGGUUAAAAUGGGAAUUUAAAGCUGGAAAAGAUAUAACGGCGACUCCAGCAAUAUUUAAUGGAAUAUUAUAUUUUCCUAGUUGGAAUGGCAAUAUAUACGCAGUUAGAGGUGAAGAUGGAGUUGUCGUUUGGAAAAAAAGUUUGAAAGAGUUGACUGGAAUUAAUGGGAGUUUUAAUUCAUCUUCAUUGCCUAAUGUGACAAGUAUAGUGGCUAGAGCAACACCAAGUGUUGUGUUUGAUAAGGAUUUGUUGAUUGUUGGUGUUUAUGGACCAAGUUUGGUACUUGGAUUGAAAAGAAGUAAUGGAAAUCUUGUUUGGAGUACAAAAUUGGAUCAUCAUCCUGCUAGUGUUGUUACUAUGUCUGGGACUUACUACAAGGGAGCUUUUUACGUCGGAACUUCAUCGCUAGAAGAAGGAGCUGAAAUCGAUAAAUGCUGUUACUUUCGCGGUAGCUUCCUCAAGUUAGAUGUCGAAACCGGAAAAAUUCUAUGGAAAACCUUCAUGUUGCCGGAGAACGGCGGAAAAAUCGGUGGUUAUUCCGGCGCUGCCGUAUGGGGAAGUAGCCCAUCCAUCGAUUCCCGGCGAAAUCAUGUCUAUAUCGCUACCGGAAACCUCUACUCCGUUCCCAAACGCAUUGAGGAUUGCCAAAAGGAGCAGAAUCAACAGAACCAUACAGAUCCGACCCAACCUGAUAAGUGCAUCGAGCCGGAGAACCAUUCCGACUCGAUUAUGGCAUUGGAUCUGGAUUCCGGUGAGAUCGAAUGGUAUAAACAGCUUGGAGGAUAUGAUGUGUGGUUUGUUGCGUGUGCGAAUUCGACGAACCCUAAUUGCCCGAUUGGCCCAAGCCCGGAUUAUGAUUUUGGGGAAGCUCCGAUGAUGCUUAGCGUGGUUGUUAAUGGAAGGAAGAAGGAAGACAUUGUAGCAGCUGUGCAGAAGAGUGGAAUUGCUUGGGCAUUGAAGCGUGACAAUGGCAAACUCUUCUGGACUACGGAGGCUGGUCCUGGAGGUGUAGGAGGAGGUGGUAUAUGGGGAGCAGCCACAGACACAAAGAUAGUAUACACUGGCAUUGCCAAUAGCGGUAACUUAAACUACACAUUGUAUCCAUCGACAAACAUUACAACAGGUGGAGCCUGGGUGGCAAUGGAUGCUCAAACCGGCGAAAUCCUAUGGACAACUGCAGUUCCAAACAAUGGUAGAUCAAACCCUGUAACUGUUGCCAAUGGAGUUCUGUUAGCUGGUUCACAAAAUCCAAGAGGCCCCAUCUACGCCAUUAGCGCGAAAACUGGGAAGAUAUUAUGGUCAAACGAGACUGGUGCAACUGUGUUUGGGGGUAUGUCAGUUAGCAAUGGCUGCUUUUAUGUUGGCCAUGGUUAUAGAUCUGGUAUUGGAGUCUUUAAUCCCAACAACACUGGUGGAACUUCACUCUUUGCCUACUGUGUAUAUUGAAAUGCCAAAUGAUGUCCCACUUAUAACUUUGGCAAAUAAUAUGAUGAAGAUGGUAAAUAAAGUACAUGUUUGUGUUGCUAA